AUGGAGAGGCAGAGGCAUUUUGUGCUAGUCCAUGGAGCCUGUCACGGAGCAUGGUGUUGGUAUAAGGUGGCAACUUUGCUUAAAUCAGCUGGUCACCGAGUUACAGCUCUGGACAUGGCUGCUUCUGGGGUCCACCCUAAGCGGGUAGACGAGCUCCAAUCGAUCUCAGACUAUUUUGAGCCAUUGAUGAAAUUCAUGGAAUCUUUGGUACCAGAAGAAAGGGUGAUUCUAGUGGGUCACAGCAUGGGUGGACUAUGUAUAUCUGUUGCAAUGGAAAGGUUCCCUGAGAAAAUUUCUUCUGCAGUCUUUGCAGCAGCUAUCAUGCCAGGUCCUGACUUCAGCUUCACAUCUGCAAGUGAAGAGUAUGCCAGACGAGUAGGUUCCUUCAUGGACUCGCAAUAUGUGUUUGAUAAUGGGCCCAACAAUCCUCCAACGUCCUUGUUGUUUGGGCCCGACUGCAUGGCAACCCAGUUGUAUCAUCUCUCCCCUACUGAGGAUCUUACGCUAGCAAUGUUGCUGCUGCGACCUCACCCUUUGUUUAGUGACGAGGCAACUCAAAAAAAAGUGGGGGUUACGAAGGAGAAAUAUGGAUCCAUUCCUCGAGCUUAUAUCGUGUGUGAUGAAGAUGUCAUAAUAAAGGAAGCUUUACAGAGAUGGAUGAUUGAAAAUAAUCCACCUGAUGAAGUAAUGGUUGUCCCUGGUUCUGAUCACAUGCUCAUGUUUUCUAGACCUCAAGAGACGUGCUCUUGCCUCCUGGAGAUUGCCAAGAAAUACUUCUGA
Molecule: messenger RNA, 780 nt
Organism: Dovyalis caffra
Lineage: Eukaryota; Viridiplantae; Streptophyta; Magnoliopsida; Malpighiales; Salicaceae
Source: the annotation of a GenBank genome assembly